UCCGGGGAGAGAGAGAAAGGGAAAGAGAGAGAGAGAGAGCGACGGAGAGCGCAAUGGCGGCGUGCGGCGUGAAUUUCUCAACGAUAACACAGCCAAGGCCUCAGCCUUGCUCCCCUUCUCUGUCCCUCUCCUCCUCCUCAUCCUCUUCCCCUACAAAUUCGCCAAAGUCUCUCAUUUCACAAUUGUCAUUCGUCUCGAAUAAUCCCAACAUCUCCCUCCGUCGUGGCAGAACCCUAGCCCGGUCUCGUCUCAGGGCUCAUAAUUUCAAGGUAAUGGCGUCGGCGACGAAGCCAGAGCCUCUCAAGAUUAUGAUAUCUGGGGCUCCAGCUUCUGGCAAAGGAACCCAGUGUGAGCUCAUCACUCAAAAAUAUGGUCUGGCGCAUGUUUCUGCUGGAGAUUUACUCAGGGCAGAAAUUGCAGCUGGUAGUGAAAAUGGGAGGCGAGCAAAGGAAUUCAUGGAGAAAGGAAAAUUAGUCCCAGACGAGAUAGUUGUCACGAUGGUGAAGGAGCGGCUAUUGCAGUCUGAUUCUCAGGAAAAUGGUUGGCUUUUGGAUGGGUACCCAAGGAGCUUAUCACAAGCAACUGCUCUUAAGGAACUUGGGUUUGAACCAGAUCUUUUCAUUCUCCUAGAAGUUCCUGAAGAUACUCUUGUUGAGAGAGUCGUUGGACGAAGGUUAGAUCCUGUUACUGGGAAGAUAUACCACUUGAAGUAUUCUCCCCCAGAGACUGAAGAAAUUGCUGCAAGGCUUACCCAACGAUUUGAUGAUACCGAAGAAAAGGUAAAGUUGCGGCUGCGCACUCAUCAUCAGAACGUGGAGGCAGUACUUUCAAUGUAUACAGACAUAACAAUUAAGAUCCAUGGAAGCGUUUGCAAGGAGGAAGUGUUUGCCCAAAUUGACGCUGUGCUGGCUGAACUUCUUGAGCAAAGGCAGGCUACUUCAGGAUCUUUGGCGGCAAAAAAGAUGUAGAAGCAUAGGCUCUAUUUGUUAUUGUGUGUUUGGUUUGAAAAAAUGUUAUGACGCGACAUAAAGGUGAACAAUAUUUGUGUUUUUAAGAGUAUUUUAUGUUUGAAUUGUUUGUUAAUGCUUUUGUUUUACAAAGAGGCAGGAAGUAAAAGUUGUAGAAUUUACUUCAAAGGCAUAUUGCCAAUAGAACUUUUCUUUUGUAAACAAUGGGAACCCUGUAUACAACCACCCAAACAUAAACUUGGGCUGCUGUGUGGUUUCUUUUUAGAAUAAUGAUACUUUUUACGCUUAUUUAUUACA
Molecule: messenger RNA, 1265 nt
Organism: Corylus avellana
Lineage: Eukaryota; Viridiplantae; Streptophyta; Magnoliopsida; Fagales; Betulaceae
Source: RefSeq, a predicted model, not a curated record